AUGAUUCCCACCAACAUUAGUAUAGUUGGAAGGGCCAUGUUAAGGUCAAAUUUCAAUGUCCCCAUGGGUAUCAGAAUGUCAGGAUUAUUGUCAUCUAACCAGUCGACAAUAUUGAUUGUGAACAGAAAUUUCAGUUUCAGUCACCAAAAGUUACAAGAUAUUUCGAAAGAAGAGAAGAGUAGACUUUAUGUAGAAAAUUUUGAAAGACUCCAAAGGGAACGGGAAUCUCAACAGAAGUACCGUAUGCAGACAACAACUAACUAUGCAUUUUCUUUGGGUAUAUUCUUCUUAGCCUUGGCAUUCACUGCUGUCCCCUUAUAUAGAGCAUUAUGUAAGAGAACUGGAUGGGGUGGAACCCCAAUUACUGAUGCCACAAAGUUCACAGCUGAUAAACUUAUACCCGUUGACACUAAUAAGAGAAUUCGAGUUUCAUUCACCUGUCAAAGCUCGGGAAUUUUACCAUGGAAGUUCACUCCUUUACAAAGAGAAGUUUAUGUUGUACCCGGUGAAACUGCAUUAGCUUUCUACAGAGCCAAAAAUAUGUCCAAAGAAGAUAUCAUUGGUAUGGCUACUUACUCCGUAACUCCCGAAUUAGCUGCUGGUUAUUUCAACAAAAUUCAAUGCUUUUGUUUUGAAGAACAAAGGUUAGCUCCCGGUGAAGAAGUAGAUAUGCCUGUUUUCUUCUUCCUUGACCCCGAUUUUGCCAAAGAUCCUAAUCUCAGAAAUAUCGAUGAUGUGGUUUUGCACUACUCAUUCUUUAGAGCUUCUUAUACUGAUGGUGAAUUAGCUGCAAUGCCAGCUACCAACUAUAGUUUGAAUGUAAAUAGUCUGUAA
Yamadazyma jaroonii is the source of this 834-nucleotide messenger RNA. The record is from the annotation of a GenBank genome assembly. Lineage: Eukaryota; Fungi; Ascomycota; Pichiomycetes; Serinales; Debaryomycetaceae.